Molecule: messenger RNA, 2495 nt
Organism: Acomys russatus (golden spiny mouse)
Lineage: Eukaryota; Metazoa; Chordata; Mammalia; Rodentia; Muridae
Gene: Ecm2
Product: extracellular matrix protein 2
Exons: 10
Coding region: 234-2312 (692 amino acids)
Biological process (GO): positive regulation of cell-substrate adhesion; extracellular matrix organization
Cellular component (GO): extracellular matrix
Molecular function (GO): protein binding; heparin binding; collagen V binding
Source: RefSeq, a predicted model, not a curated record
UACUUCUUUGGCUGAUUUUCAACACAAAGAACCAAAAGGCAUUUUUCCCAAGGGAGCACUUAUUUUACAUUUUACUAAGAAGUCAGCUAACAUUUUCAACAUUCCCCUCUGUUCUUUGUUUUUAAAGAAAGUUCUGGUUUUGUUUCACUUUCAGCGGGAGACUUAAAUGACACCAAGGAAAGCCUACUUAGUUUAGAUUUCCAGAAGUUUGUUGGUGAAAAAAAAAAUCAAACAUGAAACAUGGAGUUUUGUUUUGUCUCAUUCUGCUUAUCAUUUUUCAAACCAAUUGUGAAGAAAGCGAACAAACUCUUAGACGGCAAAGGAGGAGGAUGCAUCAGAGACGACUCAGGAAAAGUUCUCCCUUCCACCACAGAGUGAACAGGCAGCCUAAGCUUCAGCAAAGCACUGCCACAGCAGCAGCUAGCUUAGCCACUGCCAACUCCGAUUACAAUGUGGAGGAAAGCUUAGACUCCCUUCUAAGCCAUCUUGGAGUAGAAUCAAGUUACAGUGUGUUACCAGGAAAGAAAGGACACUGCUCUGUAAAGGGCAUGAUCAUGUACAACAAAGCCGUGUGGUCUCCUGAGCCCUGUACCACCUGCCUCUGCUCAAAUGGAAGAGUGUUCUGCGAUGAAACUGUGUGCCACCCUAAGGCGUGCCCUUAUACCGUGAAACCGGAAGGAGAAUGUUGCCCUAUCUGCUCUGAUGCUGCCUCCUAUUCUCUACUCAAUGAUAAAACACUACAUGAUAAAAAUGAAUUUUCUGGUGAUUCUUCAGAACAAAGAGAACCCAUUAAUGAACUUCACAAGCAAGUGCUACCUUCUCAGAUGGAAAUGGACCAAGUAGUCAUAAAAAAAGCACUUCAAUCUGAGGAUGAUGAAGAAGUAGGUAAAGAACACAGGGAACACAAGAAAGAGACCUCUGAGCCUACUAAGCUUCGCAGUGAUGGAGAAAGAAUGGAGGGAAAGCUGAGGCCUGAGGAGGAAAGGAGGCCAGCACAUCAGCCACUCUAUCAUGGAAGAGGGGAGGAAGAGGCCAGCGAGGAGGAGACUGAGAGUGAAGGAUCAGAGGAAGAGGAGGACAAGGAAGAUGCCAUAAGAGGAGACGUGUUCCGAAUGCCCUCCCGGCUCAUGCCUGGUAUUCCAAGAGGCAGGCCACGCCUGCCCAAAGGCUGUUCCCUGUCCUACAGGACUAUCAGCUGCAUUCACGCAGCCUUCACUCAGAUCCCACCAAUAACAGCACCACAAGUAACAAGCCUGGAGCUGGUUGGGAAUUCAAUCAUCUCCAUUCCUGAUGAAGCAUUUAAUGGAUUACCAAAUUUGGAAAGACUUGAUCUGAGCAGAAAUAAUAUCACGUCUUCGGGCAUAGGUCCAAAAGCAUUCAAGUUUUUGAAGAAGUUAAUGCGUCUGAACAUGGAUGGAAAUAAUUUGGUACAUAUUCCUUCAGAAUUACCAUCUACACUGGAAGAACUCAAAAUAAACGACAACAAUCUCCAGGUUAUCAGUGAAAAAAGUCUAUCAGACUUAAAUCAACUUGUCACCUUAGAAUUGGAAGGAAAUAAUCUCAGUGAAAUCAAUGUUGAUCCUUUAGCUUUCAAAUCUUUGAAGAGCCUAUCAUACCUACGUCUGGGAAAAAACAAAUUUAGAAUCAUACCACAAGGUCUUCCUGCUUCUAUUGAGGAGUUAUACUUAGAAAAUAAUCAAAUUGAAGAGAUAACUGAAAUUUGUUUCAAUCACACCAGAAAGAUCACUAUGAUCGUACUACGUUAUAAUAAAAUAGAAGAAAGUCGGAUUGCUCCUUUAGCAUGGAUAAAUCAAGAAAAUCUUGAAUCUAUUGACCUCUCCUAUAACAAGCUUUACCAUGUCCCCUCCUAUCUACCCAAGUCGCUGCUGCACCUUGUACUAAUUGGGAACCAAAUUGAACGGAUUCCUGGCUAUGUGUUUGGCCAUAUGGAACCAGGCCUGGAGUACUUGUACCUGUCAUUUAAUAGACUUUCUGAUGAUGGUGUGGACCUAGUCUCAUUCUAUGGGGCCUAUCAUUCCCUGAGAGAAUUGUUUCUGGAUCAUAAUGACUUAAAAUCCAUACCACCUGGAAUAGGAGAAAUGAGAGCACUGCAUUUUCUGAGACUGAACAACAACAAGAUUCGGAAUAUUCUUCCUGAACAAAUCUGCAAUGUUGAAGAGGAUGAGGACUUAGCUCUAGAACAUCUUCAUCUUGAAAACAAUUAUAUUAGAAUUAGAGAAAUAUCAUCCUAUGCAUUUUCAUGCAUAAGACUGUAUUCAAGUAUUGUUCUUAAACCACAAAACAUCAAGUAGUUUUGAGUUUUCUUUUGCUACCUAUAAAUUUUACCCAUGCAUUAAAGAAAAUUGCAUCUCUUUAUUGUGUGUGUGUGUAUGUUUGGACACAUGAGUGCAAUGCUCUCAGGAGCCAGAAGAAGGUGUUGGAUGCCCUGGAGAUACAGUGACAAAUGAUUCUGAGCCAACUGAUCUGUGUGUUGU